GACCCAUUCGAAGGGACAUCAAAUCAAAGUAACGACACUGUUGAUGAAGCUCUAUACAUGAGAAAUGAUCACAAUGAAGGCAUUUGGAUUUCAAAGAGGGGUAAAUUAUUUCAGCAUAAGAAGAAAAUAUUUCAAGGAGGGGGAAGUAAAAAACCCAAGUCAAGGAAACGAAAAAGAGCAACUUGAACAUGUAACCUUUGAAUUAAUUAUGCCAUUUUUGUUUCAUGUUUGAAUUAAUAUAGUCGAUUAUAUUUGAAUUAAUCAUGGUUGAUUAAUUUUUUGAAUUAAUCAUGGUUGAUUAAUUUUGAAAUUUUAUUGUGUUACAGGUAAAUGGCUUCAGAUUCUGAGUCCACUGAAAUCCCUCCAUCAGAUCCCGCUACAACUUGUACUGAUGCUCCGUUGUCACAAAAAAAAUUGGAACAGGAAUAUUACAAUAUCCAGCGAGGCCUAACAAUAAUGGAAGAAGUCACAAAAACAAGAGCAGCAGGGAAAAAAAUAUCAGUGCAGUGGAACAAGAAAGGCCAAGCCAUCAAAUCUGCAAAGUUUAUAAGUUAUAUUGGGGUUGUGGCAAAGACAACUGUACCUAUCACGCAGAAAUCUUGGCGCAAAGUUGAUCAAGCCACGAAGGACAUUGUUUGGGAGACUGUAUCUUCAGGAUUUGAAAUAGACGAGAGCAAGAAGGAUUUUGUCCUUCAAAAGGCUGGGAGGGCAUUACGGUCUUUCAGACAUUUUAUUACACAAAAAUAUUUGAAAGACCCUGAUGCUGAAUUUGUAGCCCAAGUUCCUCCCCUAUUACAGCCUUUAGUAAAGCAAGAAGAUUGGGAUGCUUUUGUUGUCUCUCGGCGCGAGAAGGAAUUUAAGGAACUGAGCGCCCAAAAUAAGAAGAGAGUGGCCAAGAAUGAAUACCCUUACAGAGCAGGGAGGUUAGGGUAUGCAGGCGUGGAGCAGAAAGAAGUUGAGGCCGAGGGAUCGGAUGUUACUAUAUCCCGCCAAAGACUCUGGGCAUUGGCACGAACAAAUAAAGAUGGAGUGAUUGACAACCCUCGUGUGAAAGAGGUUGCUGAAAAAAUUGAUUCCCUCUCUCAAGAAGUAUCACAGGGCAAGCUUCCUGAGCAUGAGGAUAUCUUAGCUAGAGCGUUGGGGACCCCUGACCACCCUGGUCGUGUUAGGGGUGUUGGCUUCGGUGUCACAAAGAAGCAAUACUUUGGCAAGAUUAAGAAGCGAACAUCGGCUUCUUCAUCCGAGGUCCAAGAGUUGAGAGAAGAGCAAGCUGUUAUGAAGCAACAGCUAGAAGCCCAAGCAAAGUUAAUUGACAUGCUAUUGAAGGGCCAGAUCCCUGGGAGGCUUUUGGGUGACGUUAGCCCCAGCGGAAAAGAUAGCUGCACAGUCCCUUCAGACAAAAUACCCGAGGGCGAGAAUGACUGCAACUGUUUAGCAGACAAUCCGUCACGCAAAGUAGUUGCAACGGGACGCGUGUAUAACAUUGCCGGGGACACAAUCCAUAACCUUCCCCUCCCGCCCGAUUGCAUUAGGGUUUCCUUGCUUGUUGCAAUCGACCCCAAGUAUCCAUUACCUUAUCCUACCGAUGAGAUGCAGACGGUAGGAGAUGCGUUGGGGAGCUUCGUUGCAUGGCCCAGCCACCUUGUUAUGGUUGGUACACCAAAGCCGCCAAAGGACCCCUUGCCACCAAAGAAAAAGUGCCUAUGCCUGUUGUAG
Messenger RNA from Prosopis cineraria, 1716 nucleotides. RefSeq lists its product as uncharacterized. Lineage: Eukaryota; Viridiplantae; Streptophyta; Magnoliopsida; Fabales; Fabaceae. The coding region runs from base 331 to 1716 and encodes 461 amino acids. The record is from RefSeq and is a predicted model, not a curated record. The transcript is spliced from 6 exons.